AUGAUUUCCGCCUACUGCUGCUGCCUCGGCGACGAGUCGCUGCCAGCGGCAGAAGUGCCACUGGCUCAAGUGCUGCCAGACAAGCAGGAGGCGGCAGAUCUGUUUGCGGCUACAGACGGACAUGCCCCUGAAGUGGGCUUCUUUGUCGUGGCCUUAGAUAUGGGCAUGCAGCCGAAGCCAUUGGGCCUGGAUGUGGAUAACCUGGAUUCGAGAGGCUCUCUCAUUACCGGUAUCCACGAGGGACUGAUUGACGUCCACAACCUCAACCAUCCGCAGCAGGCCGUCCGCCCCUUCGACUCCAUUAUUGGCCUCAAUGGCACCUGCGGGCCGAUUAGCCAGCUCCUGCGAGUGAAGAUGUCCGCUCUUCCUGCAGAGCCAGUUGCAGCUGCUCCGCGGCUGAUGCUGGGCAUCCUCCGGCCUGACCGGCGGAUUGUACGCUUGGUCAAGCCAGGAGAGCUGGGCGUGCAGCUGAAGUACACCAACUCCUCCACCGGCAUUGUCAUAAGCCACAUCAGUGAGCAUGGAUUGAUUGCAGACUGGAACGCAUCGCAUCCAGAGACUUCCGUGUGCCCGGGCGAUCGCAUCGUCGAAAUCAAUGGACGAAUGCUCAAUGGACGAGAGAUGUUGGAGCACAUUCGCCGAGAGGUGGAACUGGAGAUGACGGUGCUCCACUACCCCGAUACAGAUCGGAGCAGUCUGGAGUUGUCCCGAUUUCAGCGCUUGAAGUCGUGA
Molecule: messenger RNA, 732 nt
Organism: Symbiodinium sp. CCMP2456
Lineage: Eukaryota; Dinophyceae; Suessiales; Symbiodiniaceae
Source: the annotation of a GenBank genome assembly